CCGAUAUGCGCAAUCGGGGCACAUCGCCGCUGUCAGCGUCACCGCGCCAGUCACUGACCGGGGAGCCACCCUGGACCCUCCCGGAUGACGACCGACCCGACUUUUCAGCACUCAAGGAAAACAUACAGAGGAUUAACAAGGAUUGCGAAACAUCAACAAGGCUGGACAUGCUGCUGACGCAAGUAGAACAGUAUGCCAACAACCUGGAGGCGCUGGUGGAGGAGAGGACUUCGGACUACCUGGAGGAGAAGAGGAAAUGUGAGGAACUGCUGUACCAGCUGUUGCCGAAGUCCGUAGCCUCCCAGCUAAUAAUGGGACAGCCCGUGAUGGCGGAGACAUACGACCAGGUCACGAUCUACUUCAGCGACAUCAUCGGCUUCACGCAGCUGUCAGCCGAAUCCACGCCGCUAGAGGUCGUUGACCUCCUCAAUGAUCUGUACACCAGCUUCGAUUCUAUUAUUGAGAAUUUUGAUGUUUAUAAGGUGGAAACCAUAGGCGACGCCUACAUGGUGGUCUCCGGGCUGCCGAUGCGCAAUGGCAACCGUCACGCCGCAGAGAUCGCGCGCAUGUCUCUCGCGUUACUGAACGCGGUGCGCGUGAAGACGGUGCCUCAUCGGCCGGGAGAGCGUCUGUUGCUGAGGAUUGGUAUGCAUACAGGACCUUGCGUGGCAGGAGUGGUAGGCCUCAAAAUGCCUCGAUACUGUCUCUUCGGAGACACAGUGAACACAGCCUCAAGGAUGGAGUCCCAUGGAGAGGCCCUGAAGAUCCACGUCAGCCCCAAGACCAAAGAGGUACUGGAUCUAUAUGACUGCUUCGAACUGGAGUGCAGAGGGGAAAUUACUAUGAAGGGCAAAGGAAAAAUGACGACAUUCUGGCUGAUAGGAGAAAAGAAGCCAGAAAACCAAGAUUGUUACUACACACAAACGAAUCACGCGCAAGCCACGUUAGUGAACAACCCGAGCAUCACCUUUCAGGGUCCGGACAGUCCUGCAUCCCAUUCCUUGACACAAAGUCAUAGUCCCGAACAAAAUAUACCAGAAACCAAAGAAAACCACAGACCACUCGAAAUACAAAGCGAAAGAGAUCGCAUUAAACACGAGAUAGCUACAUUCGUUGCAAAAGACUUGAUAAACAACAUUGACAUCGCUGUGAGAGAAUUUCGGAAAUCGCAAAGCGCGAAUUUUGCUUCCCAUGCAAACAAUAAGCCAUUAUGCAAUGGGAAUGGUAAAGGCCUAAUAACACCAACGUAUGAUAAGGAACUCGUUAUCAGCAAAGGUAAGGUCCGUGACGUUGUCAACAGAUUCAACAACUCUGUAAACGAGGGUAAUAAGUGCACGAAAAUGAAAAUUAAAAACGAAGACUGAACUGACAGGAAUGGAACGCUUAUUGUCUUUCCCGGCCCGGUCUAAACAGAUGUUAAAUCUUUAGAAGUGUUUAUAGAGAUACUAACUUAAAAAAAAACGUUACUAGUAUAUUUUGUGCCAAGCACAUAGAAGAUUUCUUUCUUAGUCUAGUCAUUACUGUUUUAAGAUAUUAUCGUAUUAAUAAUGCAUAGUACAUUCCUAAGAAAUUACAUGUUAAAGGUAGUGGGUGACCAAAUACCCUCCGAAUUCUAGUUAAGUAUAAAAAUAGAUGAUUUUAAAAUGUAUCUCAUAGAUAUUAUAAAUGUCAUAGAUUAAGGCGACGAUCGCAGAAGCGAUUUCAAGAAAGAUGUAGUGAGAAUUAUUAUGUGUGAAUAGUAAACGGUAACUAUUGUAUAAUACACUUGGACCCUGUAGUGUUUUUACUGACCUUUUAUACUUGCGUAUCUUUCUAGUCCAUUAUACUGUCGUGAAGUAAGACAUUUGUAUGAUAGAUCACUUUCUAGCACCGCUGUUAUUGGUGGCAUUUCAUCAUUCCUUUAAUUAACAUCUUUCACUAGUGAUAUACAGCUGAAGAGUUUGUCUGUAUGAAUUUGCUUAUCUCGGUAUCCACUGGACUGAUUUGAAAAAUCCGUUUAGUGGAAGAUUGCUCAUUUAUCGAGGCAGCUUAUAAACUACUUUUGAACGCGGGUGAAGCUACUAAGUCAAGUAUUUGAUGCUUAUGUUAACUUGCGAAAUACUCACUAUUUCCAAAUUUCACCCACACUUAUAGAAUUAAGUGGUUGUUAGAAUUCUUCUAAUUUUAGAAUUGUUCGUUGCGUCUGUAUGCUGUAAGCAUUUUUAGAUGAUUUGGAUGUUUUAAAUAAACUAUUUUAUUGUGAUAGCUUUGUGAGAUUCUGAUGUAUGGAUAGUUGGAAAUACUUCGGAUACAAUACAAGCAAUUAAUAGUUAUUUUUGUUGCUUUCAAUGAACUAAAAGUUUAGAGCAAAAGUUGAUCAUUCUGAAGUUUAAUAAUUUAGCUAUAUUCAAGUAUCUUGUAACUAAUUAUAAUUCUUUCAAAUCUUCUGAAAUUCGUUCCUUUUUUGUCGCGACAAAAAUCUUGCAUAAUCUAAAUAUCUAAACUCUGGAACAGAAAAUAUGAAGAAAAACAUUAGCAAAAUUAUUUAUGGCAGUAGGCGCGGUUGUUUGUGGUUACUGCUCUACUAAAUGCAAAAUGGCUGUUACUAAUGAAAAUACGAAGUGCAGGCUAAUGGCAAUACCUGGCUCAAUUAUUGUCUAACUUUGACUGGUACAAAUACAUUUUAAUCAAUCAACUAAUAUAAACAAUUUGCGUUAGCAAUUGUUGCGUUAGAAAUUGACGUCUUUCAAUUUCAAUUUCGUCAAUUGUUUUGGCUUAGGCUGAGGCUUAUAAUUUGCUAAAACAUUGCCUGUAUUGUAUCCUCAAAAAUAAUAUUUUUGUUGUUAUAAUGAAAUUAUAAAUAAAAUACGUAUUAUUCAAAGAUCUCUAUUCUAGUCCAUUUUGAAGUUUUGAUUGUGAUAUAAUAAUUAUUAUUCUAGUACAACUUUACCUGAGCUGUGACUGUAUUCUAUAUUCAUUUAAUUAUUUAUUGAAGUUCCUUUAAGCAAGAUAUUUAUGUUGCGUCAUUGUAUGAAUCAUAUAUGAAUAAAGA
Messenger RNA from Helicoverpa zea (corn earworm), 3031 nucleotides. RefSeq names its product atrial natriuretic peptide receptor 2-like. The transcript has 6 exons. Gene Ontology annotation, biological process: cGMP biosynthetic process; intracellular signal transduction; receptor guanylyl cyclase signaling pathway. Gene Ontology annotation, molecular function: guanylate cyclase activity; peptide receptor activity. The record is from RefSeq and is a predicted model, not a curated record. The coding region runs from base 6 to 1364 and encodes 452 amino acids. NCBI's taxonomy places the organism in Eukaryota, Metazoa, Arthropoda, Insecta, Lepidoptera, Noctuidae.